Messenger RNA from Lotus japonicus, 484 nucleotides. RefSeq lists its product as uncharacterized. Bases 118 to 387 code for a protein of 89 amino acids. The transcript has a single exon. The record is from RefSeq and is a predicted model, not a curated record. Lineage: Eukaryota; Viridiplantae; Streptophyta; Magnoliopsida; Fabales; Fabaceae.
CACCUCCCUUUUACUCCAACAACCAUCAACAUUACUUCUUGAAUCUUGAUAUCCUACUACUGUAUACCCAUUCCCAAUUUAAACAAACGCAGCAUUUGUGAAGUGAUCAAUCAGAAGAUGAAUAGUGCAGCAACUAAAGCUUGGAUUGUGGCUGCUAGUGUUGGAGCUGUGGAGGCUUUGAAGGACCAAGGCAUCUGCAGGUGGAACUAUGUCUUAAAGCACGCUCAACAGCACCUCAAAAACCGUGUUGGAUCACUGUAUCAAACAAGAAACCUCUCUUGUUCUUCUUCAGCUCUCUUUGCCAACAAAUUAAAGGGUGACAAGGCCAAGCAGGCAGAGGAGUCAUUGAGGACUGUCAUGUACUUGAGCUGUUGGGGUCCCAACUGAAAAAUUAGUUUAUGUAAAUAGUAAUUAUUGAUAGAUUAUACAAAUCUUGUAAUGUCAAACGACUCUAGUACUUUUUCAAUGAACAAAGUUUUCUUCA